GUAUACGUCGCUGCGUGAUCGCUGACAGGCCUUCUCGCUUCUCAAUCUUCUGUGUCUGAACUGUUCAAUACCCCCCACUCCCAUCAUUUUGCGACAGACUUAGUGCCUGCGAUCCUCCGCCAUCGAGGCUGCUCAGUCAACAUGGACGACCCGGCGACCCGUGUUCCCGCGCAGCUGCUGCCGCACAUGCAUCUGGUGUCGCGGCAACGCUAUCCAUUGAUGCAUAUGAUGCCUACAGACACUGUUGUCGAAUACCUGCUCGGCGCAGCCAAGGUCGUGCGCGAACAGCAACCAAUGCACUGGACCUUCCUCGAUGCGCCUCAAGAUGGGUCGGUUAUGCUUACAUGGCAGCCACUCAACCAACUCGGAACCAAUUUCGCUAGUGAUGGAUAUGUUUGGGCCGAUGUCGAACAGGCCUUCACCUUUGAUGCUCGUGGCUAUACAGUCGAGAUGUGGCUACACCGUAGCGGAUAUCACCCUCCGAACGAAUCCAUGGCGAUGCAUUGCCGUCGCCGGUAUCGUCUGCUGCCUCCGAAGGUUCCCAACCCCAACCUGCCCAACCCCGAUCCCGCCUUGUGGAUCGUCCACUACACGAGAGCACCUCCUCAAGACCACAUUCCUGCGAGCCGGAUUCCCGUCAUACCUCAGGUGCAGAACAUGCUAGCUCAGCGGCGCUUCUUGCAGAGCCAAGGCCAGCUUGCCCGCAAGGACUUCAUGCUGCACGAUCGGAACAACUGGCCCGCCAUCAACUUCCCCCCACACAUGGCGCCCCAGGGCUUCCCGCAGAUGCCUGGAGCUUACCCGAGUGCUAUCGUCGGACGUCAGCCAUUCUACCCUCCACCCGGACCAGGCGUGCCGCCUCCCGCCGCUGCCCCGCCGGCCAAGGCCCCCCGCGGGCAUCGUGCUUCUUCCACCGCGGUGAACGCUGCCACCACAGAUUUUGCCCUGGAGGAUGAAGACGUCUCGACUGGGGACAUCAUGGAUCUCCUCACACCUCGCGAGAUCAGUAAAGUGCGCUACACGCAACAUCAUGAGUGGAUGGAGGAGAUAUUCGCUUCGCCUUAUGCCAUCAGUCAGAUCACGCCCGUCUCUCUGGGCCUAGGCCGGAAAGGUGCACUCGAAUCAUUGACGGCCGGCUUCUUUGAUGCACCGGUCGGACCUACCAACGGAGAAACAAAAGAUGCCACCGCCACCUCGCAGGCUGAGAAGUUGGAACCCGCCAAGGCCGAGGAGUUCGCUGAUCGGGUUGCUAAGAAGGUCGCGGAUAUGACGGCGGAGAUCGAGAAGCUAAAAAAGCGCCACGCACGUCGAAUGGAGAAGUUCAACCGCACAUCUCUCCUCAAGGACGCAGAACUCCGUCUCCGGGAAGCCGCAGCGGAUCCCGCAGAGACAGGCUCGGAGCCAUGGAGAUUGGAAGGUCGCCUGGUGCUUCCCUCGGAAGAGGAUGACUCGCAGGCGGCUCACAUUGAGAACCCGGCCAAGUACAAAGUUGACGAUAUUGUGCGGGACGUGGAGAAAGUGUGGCAGAGGCAGAUUGUGCCGGAGCCUCGAGUCUCUUGUGUGCAGAAAGGUGGUCUGCUCGAGAAAAUCGAACCGGAGCAGAAGCCCGAGUCUCAACCUGAGGGGGACAUUGAUAUGGAAAAUGCCGACAGCCACUUUUUGGAUCAGCUGGGCUCACCGGGAACAGCUCCAGGUGUCUCGUCAACAAUGCAGGAUGCCGGCCAGACUGGGCCAACACAUGUUCCUAACCCGGCCGGCGCACCUGGAGCGGGUGGGGCAGUCCCACAACAGCCUCAACCGGCAGCGCACGUCCCUCAGCAGGGCCCCUCAACCUCUUUGGACAUCGAAAUGGAUAUGGGCGACCAGCAACCUGCGAGUGCCGCUGGGGAGACUGGAGACUGGGUGAUGGUCAACGAAGAGAAGAAGGACCAGACUGUACCUGGCGAAAGCUCUUUACCUGGCGUCGAUACUCCGGGCAGCGGCCUCCAAGGAUUAACCCCCGGCAACGCAGGCAGUUCCGGGGACAAUGGUCUGGACGGGGCCAACUUCGACUUUACCAACAUGGACAGCGCUGGCGACGCACUCGCCGCAUACACCGAGCAGAAUGAUGGGCUUGAUCUUCCCGACCUGGAGAACUCCGCCUUCGGAGACGCUUUCCAUGCGUCGGAUAAUGAAAAUACCCACCAUCACGAUGCCGACGACAUGUCCUAAGAGAGUCGGCUGCCGACCUGGGUGUUUCGGGAUAGUUCUAGAUGUCUUGUAAUGAAUCGGUGCGGUGUUGUUGGUAUGGUAUUUAACCGCUUGGUCUGGCGCUAAAUUUGUUUCUUGUGGUCGUCUUCCGGCCUUCCAAGCGCUGUCACGUAUAGGUCGAGGUGGAGACCGGUGUAGAGAUAGGGAUAUGCCGUUGCUGUUGUCUCCUGGAUCCGAAUCAAUAAGGUGACAGGGUUUCAAAUCUAC
Molecule: messenger RNA, 2457 nt
Organism: Aspergillus brunneoviolaceus CBS 621.78
Lineage: Eukaryota; Fungi; Ascomycota; Eurotiomycetes; Eurotiales; Aspergillaceae
Exons: 3
Coding region: 142-2211 (689 amino acids)
Biological process (GO): chromatin remodeling
Source: RefSeq, a predicted model, not a curated record